AUGUAUUUUCCUUCUCUGUCUGUGUCGUGUCCUUGCCUCAGGAAUCUGUCGUACGGCCGGCAGAACGACGAGAACAAGAAGUGCAUAAUGGCAGCUGGCGGCGUGGGGAUGUUGGUGCGCCUGCUGCUGAAGACGCCCGACAACGAGGUGCGCGAGCUGGUGGCUGGCACCCUGUGGAACCUGUCGUCGUGCGAGGAACUCAAGCGACCCAUCAUUGACGACGCCCUGGCCGUGCUCGUCAACCAAAUCGUGAUCCCGUGUUCCGGCUGGGACGCCCGCGGUACCGGCCCGGCCGCCCCGUCCUUUCCCGAUCUCUACCUCUCAACUGUGUUCCGCAACGCGACCGGCGUUCUCCGAAAUGUGAGCUCUGCCGGGGAGUAUGCCAGAAAGAAGCUCCGUGAGUGCGACGGGCUGAUCGACUCCUUGCUAUACAUUGUUAAAAGCGCAAUCGGGAAGGCGAACAUUGACAACAAGAGCGUGGAGAAUUGCGUUUGUGUGCUCCGGAACUUGUCGUAUCGGUGCCAGGAAGUGGAAGAUCCGAAUUACGACAAGGUUCCUCCACCGGCAACAUCCACAUCCAGCGGGCCGACACGAGCCAACGCUAGUAAAGCGACGGACGAGAGUGCCGGUUGUUUUGGUGGCAACAAGAAGAAGAAGGAUGGGUUCGGGGGCACGAUGCAGCGGGACGCGAGUGGCCCGAUCCAGCGGCAGCGGAACGAGAACGUGCGCGGCAUGGAGCUCCUGUGGCAGCCGGAAGUGGUGCAGCCGUACCUGAGCCUGCUAUCUGACUGUUCGAACGCGGAGACGUUGGAGGCGUCGGCGGGUGCGAUCCAGAACCUGUCGGCCUGCUACUGGCAACCCAGUCUGGACGUCCGGGCAGCUGUCAGAAAGGAGAAGGGCUUGCCGAUUCUCGUCGAGCUAUUGCGGAUGGAGGUGGACCGGGUCGUGUGUGCAGUGGCCACUGCCCUGAGGAAUCUCGCGAUUGAUGAGAGAAAUAAGGAGCUUAUUGGCAAAUACGCGAUGAGGGACUUGGUGCAGAAGCUUCCUUCAGGAAACCCACAGCAGGAUCAAGGAACUUCAGACGACACCAUUGCGGCAGUUCUUGCUACGCUAAACGAGGUUAUCAAGAAGAACGCCGACUUUGCAAGAUCGCUCUACGAGUGCGGUGGAGUGGACCGGCUGGCAAAUAUCACGCGACAGCGACAGAAGUACAACGCGAGAGUAAUAAAAUUCGCCAGCCAAGUGCUGUACACGAUGUGGCAACAUCAAGAGCUACGCGAAGUGUACAAGAGUGGGAAAUGGAAGGAGUCGGACUUCGUUACUCGCACUAUCGCCGCCCAAAAGGCGGCUGCAUCUACGAGACCCGGAUCGCCAAAUUCCGUGGCCGCUGGGGGCGCUGUUGGAGCGAAUUCCACUCUCAAUCGACCCAUGGCGAGUCAAGGCGGCACAAGAUACGAAGAUCGCACAAUUCAGCGCCAGCCGCAGGUCAACAGCUCGGGUUACUCAAUGGAGCUGAGGGACAUGAGUUACCCGGACGGAGCUCAAAUGCUCAUCCAUCCGCACGCUGGACGUGCAUUUCCGUCUGGUGCUUCGCCUGGCAUGGCAAAACCCGGCGAGCCGUUGUACGCUCAAGUGAACCGAGAAAAGAAGAAGAAUCGUCAGUUCGACGCGAGUGGCGCUCCGCCAGGCAGCUACAUCGCGGGUCCUGGUGGGCACCAGCUUGCCCCGCACCCCUACGACGGCUCCGGCCCGGGCCCCGGGGACAGCAUUCUAAUGGACGGUCGUGGAGCUCCUCAGGAACCUGCGGGCGAUUCCUGGGUCUGAGAAGAAAUAGAAGCAAACUUUCAAAGAAAACAAAAGAAACAAAAAAAGAGAAAAAGAGAAUCUUUCAAAGAGUUAUGCGAACAAAAUCCUCUGUCUUUUUUUCCCCCUUGGAGAUUAAUUAUGACGUGGUGAGAGAAGAAGAUGGUGGAGCGGUCAAGAAAUCUUUUGGUUAAUUUUCUGUUUUUUUGUCAAUCUAUAAAUCAUGGUUUUUUAAAUAUUAAGUGAUUUAUGAUUCCUAUAGAAGCGGGACUUCAUAUAGCUUGUCAAUUUUGCCACUUCGAACAUAUGGCAGUGCUUUGGUACCAAGUUCCACCUGUUGAUCGAAGUUAGAUUCAUGGCAGUGGUUUCCACCAUUUUCAUUAUGUCUAGGCAACCCUCUGUAUGGAAUUUCUCAACUUCUUUUGGAAAUUGAAAGAAAUUUAAUUCUGCUUCAGUUUCCAGUAUUUAUUUAUUGAUUUAUUUUUCACUUUUGUACCACUGGAUUUUUUCUAAGCCUAACUUUUACCGUGCUGACAUCUCUUCUACCUCUGCUGAAGAGGGUGCCUGUGUUUCACUAGUUGGAAAGCUGUUGUCUUAAACCUAAAUGGAUGAGAACUUCGAUUCUGCUGAGAAUUUCGUUAAGUUUGGUUCCACGUAAGGCAAAAAUUAUUGGCAAAAAGGUGGGAGUAUUUUCCAAAAGUUUUCUUGGUCUUUUAUGAAGCCGAUUAAUCAUAACCUGUUAUCUCCUAUUUCCUGCUAUGAUAUGGGGGAUGAAUCUCAAAGUCGAAGAAAUAAGGAUUUUGGAUCUUUUGGACAAUUGUGUGCCGGAUUUUUUUUUAAAUUUUUUGCUGGAUUUUGAAGCAAGUCAUUCGCGUUUCCCUGAAGUAAUUCCAAUCGCUGCUCGUUGACUGUCUUUGAUUGGUUUGUAUUUGAGGAGAGGUUUGCUUGUUACGCAUGUGCUCCGGGCUGUGUUGGUGAUUUUUUGGCUUGUUUUUUGCUUGUUUGAUUUAUUAUCAUUGUAAUUUUUGGGUUCCGAGUGAUUAUUGACCUCUGGUUUUCGGUCUAUUUGGGUUCCCAACGCUGCUGAUAGGUUGAAUUUUGGCUGGAAAGAGUUUUUCGUUCGGAUUUGAGGCGGAGGGUCGGGAUGUUUUGAAACUUGUGAUCUGCAUGGUGUUGGGAUGCUUGUUGGGAGGGACAUUUUGAGGCAAACAUUCCGAACAUCUCUUCCACCGAGGCUGCUCAUUGUUCUUCUUGUCUCAAUUUCUAACCUUGGUUCUUUCGCGGAGGGAAAAAAAGAAGCAGGCGAGGUAUUGAGCAGCAGGAGAAAGUCUUUCUUUUGAUAUCCGGCCAUUGAUUCUAGAGAACAUUUGCUCCACUUUUUGAAGCCAUAGAUGUGAUUAGAGAGGAUUUUAGGUACAUGCCGCUAUUCCUGUUCACCCACUCAGCCUCAAAGCUCGAUUUCAAGGAUGCUCCGCGACCUGUCAGCAAUAAUGUCUCUUUGGGGAUGAGAAUUUGCUUGCGUAUAUUUUAACACGCGUUUUGAUUUUACUGUUUCGUGCUCGUGUUUGUUUUGUUAUUCACGCGAUGCGUGCAGCUGGGAAACGUUCCAGACACGGGCGCCAUUGCGGUUCCCGUAAUAUCAUAAUCAAGUGUUUGAAGGAAAGCGAAACGAAAUAUUGCAAAUGUGUUCUGGGAUUAUGGAAAAUGCCGGAAGAAAAAGAAAGAAAUCGUAGUGUCGGAAAUAUUUGCGCGAUUUGGGGAUGGAUCAGAAAGGGAACUGUAUUGCGGAGCAUUUGUGGAAGGAGAA
Molecule: messenger RNA, 3610 nt
Organism: Notodromas monacha
Lineage: Eukaryota; Metazoa; Arthropoda; Ostracoda; Podocopida; Cyprididae
Source: the annotation of a GenBank genome assembly